Suncus etruscus (white-toothed pygmy shrew) is the source of this 4727-nucleotide messenger RNA. It is a transcript of the gene CRTC1, whose product is annotated as CREB regulated transcription coactivator 1. Bases 59 to 1993 code for a protein of 644 amino acids. Gene Ontology annotation, biological process: protein homotetramerization; positive regulation of transcription by RNA polymerase II. NCBI's taxonomy places the organism in Eukaryota, Metazoa, Chordata, Mammalia, Eulipotyphla, Soricidae. Gene Ontology annotation, molecular function: cAMP response element binding protein binding. The record is from RefSeq and is a predicted model, not a curated record. Gene Ontology annotation, cellular component: cytoplasm; nucleus. The transcript is spliced from 15 exons.
GCGGUGGGCGCGGGCGGGGGGGGGGGCGCGGAGUGGAGGCGGCGGCGGCGGCGAGAAGAUGGCGACGUCGAACAAUCCGCGCAAAUUCAGCGAGAAGAUCGCGCUGCACACGCAGAAGCAGGCGGAGGAGACGGCGGCCUUCGAGGAGGUCAUGAAGGACCUGAGCCUGACGCGCGCCGCGCGGCUCCAGCUCCAGAAGGCCCAGUACCUGCAGCUGGGGCCCAGUCGCGGCCAGUACUACGGCGGGUCGCUGCCCAACGUGAACCAGCUCGGGAGCAGCGCCGGCGACCUGCCCUUUCAGCCCGACGGAUUUCUGGGGGACGCCCUGGCCGCGGCUCCUGUCUCUCUGACCCCCUUCCAGUCCUCCGGCCUGGACACCAGCCGUACCACGCGCCACCACGGGCUGGUGGACCGAGUGUACCGGGAGCGCGGCCGGCUCGGCUCCCCGCACCGCAGGCCCCUGUCCGUGGACAAGCACGGGAGACAGGCAGACAGCUGCCCCUAUGGCACCGUGUAUCUCUCGCCGCCUGUGGACAGCAGCUGGAGAAGGACCAACUCUGACUCGGCCCUGCACCGGAGCACCACGGCCCCUGCACAGACUGAGCCUUUCAUGGGGGGCUCCCAGGAUGCCCACCAGAAGCGAGUGUUGCUGCUGACCGUGCCUGGGAUGGAGGAGCCGGCGGGCGAGUCGGACAAGAACCACCAGAAACAGACGUGGGAUGGCAAGAAGGCGGGGACCCGGCCCAGGUCCUGUGAGGUCCCCGGAAUCAACAUCUUCCCGUCCCCUGAGCAGGAGAGCCCCGGCAACCUGACGCCCGCUGCCUACAACACAGGGGGCUCCCUGCCCGACCUCACCCACAUCCACUUCCCGCCGCCGCUGCCCACCCCGCUGGACCCCGAGGAGCCCAGUUUCCCCGCGCUCAAUAGCUCGGGCAGCGCCGGCAACUUGGCAGCCAACCUCAUGGGCCUGGGCGGCGCCCCACAGGGCCUGGGCACCCCCAGCAACUCCCCACAACACCGCGCGGCUGGAGUCACCCCACUGCCCAUGAGCACCGAGCCCAGGCGGCCCCCAGCUCCGCCUGGAUCCCCCAGUCUCAACUCGUUGCCGCCCAUCACACAGGCCGCGGCCCGGGACCCUCUGAGCCUGGACCAGCGUCUCCCCUUCACCUUCUUCGCCCAGGCCGGCUCUCCGCCGCCGCCUCAGCCCGCGCCCCCGCCGCCCCCGCCGCCACCACCCACCUCCCAGCCGCCCCCGCCAGCCCCGCAGGUUCCCGGAGCACACCCCGCCGGCGGCCCCCUGCUGCCCAGCGCCAGCCUGACUCGGGGUCCGCCGCUGCCCCCGCUUGUGGUCACAGCCCCGCCCUCUCUCCCCCAGUCGCCCCCAGAGAACCCCGGCCAGACACCGCUGGGCAUCGACCUCGCAUCGGCGCCCGCCCUGCAGCAGUACCGCAGCAGCGCCGGUUCUCCCGCCAAUCAGUCCCCCACCUCUCCAGUCUCCAAUCAAGGCUUCUCUCCCGGUAGCUCCCCUCAACAUACCUCGGCGCUGGCCGGCGUCUUCGCUGACUCCUACUACGAACAGCAGCUGGCAGCCCGGCAGGCAAACGCACUGUCGCACCAGCUCGAGCAGUUCAACAUGCUGGAAAGCACCAUGGGCCCCGGUGGCCUCUACACCGCAGGCUCCGCACUCGGCUAUUCGCAGGCCACCAUGAUGGGGCCCCUGCCCGAUGCCCCGCAGCUCGGCUACCCGGGCCCCAGUGCCAUCCCCAACAUCAUCCUCACAGUGACGGGCGAGUCCCCGCCCAGCCUGUCCAAAGAGCUGAGCGCGUCCCUGGUGGGCCUGAACGACGUGGCCUUCGACAACGACACCCACUUCCCGCUGGACGAGCUGAAGAUCGACCCGCUCACCCUGGACGGGCUGCACAUGCUCAACGACCCCGACAUGGUCUUGGCCGACCCGGCCACGGAGGACACGUUCCGGAUGGACCGGCUGUGAGCCCGACCCGGCCUGCCUCGCCGUCCCCCGUCCCCACCCGCGGGCCUGGGCGGCGCCCUCGGACUGUUGCCAGCUUUACUGCCCGCGCCCCGCGCCCGUGCACAGGGCAGCAUCCCGGGGGGCGCCAGAGCCUCCCGGCGGUGGAGGAGGAGAGGGGAGGAGGAGAAGGAGGGGGCGACGCCUUGCUGCCCCUGGGCCCCCCGCAUUUCUGUUCCAUGCCCCCCGACUGGGAUUUCAGGAAAGGGGGUGAUGGUAGUGGCGGUGGGCGGCCACCGGGCCCCUCUCGCCGUGGUUUUUCAUUUGUGGGGUGACCACACCGUAGGGUAGGGGGUUCCCUGGGGGCGGGGGGGCGCCGCACCCCUGCAGCCCGCUGCCUGUUAGCAUGUUGUACCCCAGCAACGCACCUCCUUCCCCAGGCCACAGGCUUUCGGAUCAAACUGGAAGGGGAGGCCGGGCCCGCCGGCCUGAAGUAGUCUUCUUGGGUCUCCCCAAGUCGCUUCUGGCUCGGUUCACUCCUCCCCACGGUGGCUGCCAGUGCCAGAAACAGGCCGCCCCAUGCCCCACCUGCUGGGUGAGGGGUCCCCAGGGUCAUCUAAGGCUCCGAUCCCAUAUCUGGGCCACGUUGAAGCGGGAAGUCCCUCUGGGUGGCGCUUCCAGCCCCGCUGCCCCCGGGAGUGACCCCAGCUCUGUGCCAGACACUCAGUUUGAACACACCUGGGCUUGGCUGUGUGCGGAAGGGGUCCCACCGUCUGGGUGGGGGCGCCAAGCCGCCCGGCGGGGCUGAGGGGAGCCCCGUUUUCUUUCUUUUUUUUUUUAAAGAGAAACUCCGUGUACAUAGAAGUUUGAUUACAUCCGACUUGUACCUAGAUCUUUUUUAAAAAUGGCCUUAAUAAAACGACGGGCAACCUCCCGGACACGGCAGAGGCUAGCAGGGUGGCCCCCCUUAGACCCCCGCAACCCCGCGGGGAGGGGAGAGGCGGCUGGGCCACUGUCCAGAGCCUUGCGGGGAUUCAGGAGUGAGGGGGGUAAAGAAGGCCAGAGGCCCCCCCUUGUCCAUGCCCGGCUGGCCUGCAGGAUUUUCCCUUGUUUCCCCCAACACAUUUUUGCAUCGCCAAGACAAGUUCCCUUGCCUGGAGCAGCCCCGCGCGUGGCUUGGCCCUCUGAUUUGUGAAAUACUGUGAUUUCGAGGCAAGUCGUGCUGGGGGGGCUGGGGGCCCCCAAUUGUACAUAGACCCACUGAAGCCUGCAUCCCGCUCCCUCACUCCUGGGUCACGGGGGGUGCCGAAUCCCCCCAUAGGCCAGAGAGGGGCUGCCCUUGUGCCUCGGUUUACCUCUGCUCUGUGUCCCAAGGAAGGAGCCAGGCCAGGCUCCAGCAUGGGGAGGAGACUGGGGAGGCAGGUCUCAUCUUACUGGGACGACCUCCUCAUGUGCUCAUCAGGGUGCCCUGAAAGUCCCACCCCAAGAUGCCCCCCACCCUCCACACACACCCAGGAAGCUCAGGGGGGUAUGUUGACCCCUCCGCCUAAAUUUUGGGGUCCCCCAGCCGGCAGCAUGCAGACAAUGGCUGGGCCCCCUCUGGGUACACGUGCAUGCCAGAAGGCGCCUUUUUUGGGGUGAUGCCACCCCAGCCCUCGACCUGGUCUUGGGUCUGCCUGGGAUGCUUGCCCCUCUCAGCUCCCACACCUGCUCUCCCCCUCCCCGUGCUCCCUUUUUCCUUGCAGAACCUGCUGGAAGGGUUUCAGGUCUGGGCCUAGGCCGCUGAGUUAGCACUUGACGCUCAACCAACCUCUUGAGGUGGCGAGAGGGGGUAACUUCUACCCACGUGUGGGGCGCCACCAGGGCUGUUGCCUGCCUGUCCGUGUGUCCAUCCACCCAGGCCGACCUGGACUCAGGGAAGUGGGAACAGACCUGAUAUGCGGGGGUGGCCCUAGUCCUCAUCACCUGCGGCCACUGAGCACUGUUGGGGAGUGUCUGUGUGAAGGACCCCCCACUUUGGGCUGGUUUGCAGCCAAAUUUUCUCUUCCCGGGUCACAGUGGCACCAAAGAAAGCAACCCCCCUGCCGCGCUUCGGCCCAUGGCCGAGCCAGUGUGUGUGGCAAGGGGGGCCCUGCCGUACCUUCACCCCCGACCUUCACCCUUGCUGGGUCUUGUAGAACCGAAGCCGGUGGUCUGAAGACUCGGCCUGGGCUCGGGGGUGACCAGCAGAACUGGAGAGGCCGAUUGGGAUGUAGGGAGGAGACGGCUGGGCUUUCUGCCCCCUCCAUUCUGGGGACUCCGUGUGCCACAAGCAGCAGCCACUGUUCCGCCCCUCCGUCCCCGCCGUGAGGCUGGAGCUGGAGCCAGCAGGCCUGCAGCCCAGCAGCCCAGCUCUGGGCUAAGCCUCCAGGGAAAGGUGCGCUUGGGGAGGGGGUUGUGCCCUGCAGUGUGGGGCCCGUUGGUGCCCAGCCCUCCUGUCGCUUGUGACCUCUUGCCUGCCCGAGGAGGGGGCCAGGGAGCCGCGGAAGCCUGGAGCCGGCUUCACCUCUGACAUAUGCAAACGCGCCGUUCGUCUGUCCGGCCGCGCCCCGGCAUGUCCAUCCGCUGUGGCCGCCCCCGCGUGCGGGACGGCGGCGGGCAGGGCGAGCAGCUCAGGGCCCCUUUGGCCGGCCCCUGCCCGUCCUCUCUGACCUGGACGCUUUUUCUUUGUACCUUUGCACCCUUUGUAAGGAAAUGUAAUAAAAGCCCCAUGUUUUUG